Messenger RNA from Cajanus cajan (pigeon pea), 1469 nucleotides. RefSeq names its product N6-mAMP deaminase. Gene Ontology annotation, molecular function: adenosine deaminase activity. The record is from RefSeq and is a predicted model, not a curated record. NCBI's taxonomy places the organism in Eukaryota, Viridiplantae, Streptophyta, Magnoliopsida, Fabales, Fabaceae. Gene Ontology annotation, biological process: adenosine catabolic process; inosine biosynthetic process.
GUUUUGCGUGCGUCCCUGAGUGAGCCAUCCAUAUACAUAAGCAACCAAACUCUGGUUUUGUCUGAGUUACAUUCAUUCCGCAAAGAGAAGAGAAGAGAAGAGAAAGAAAGAAGAUGGAGGAGUGGUGUAAGUCAAUGCCAAAGGUCGAACUGCAUGCUCACCUCAAUGGAUCCAUCCGAGACUCCACGCUCCUAGAGCUUACGAAGGGUUUGAGUCGAAAGGGUGUCAUAAAUUCAUCCGAAAUGGAACAUAUCAUCAAAAAAUAUAAUCGGUCCUUAAACGAAGUUUUCAAGCUGUUUGACCUAAUCCACAUUCUCACUACGGAUCACAAUACCGUUACAAGAAUCACAAAAGAAGUUAUCGAGGAUUUUGCAUCAGAGAAUGUUGUCUAUCUGGAGUUGAGGACUACUCCAAAGAAAAAUGAUUCCGUGGGAAUGAGCAAACGCUCUUAUGUUGAAGCUGUACUGAAAGGUCUAAGAUCAGUAACUUCUGUUGAUGUGGGUUUCAUUCCACAUUGUGAUGAUUCCAAGAGGAUUUUCACUCCUCUUCCGGCUAUUAAUGGACAUGUGAGAAAAAGAAUCUUUGUUAGGCUUCUCUUGAGCAUUGACAGAAGGGAGACAACAGAAGCAGCAAUUGAAACUGUAAAGCUUGCACUGGAAAUGAGGCAAUUUGGGGUGGUUGGAAUUGAUCUCUCUGGAAAUCCAAGUAUUGGUGAUUGGACCACAUAUUUGCCAGCAUUGAAAUUUGCUCGAGAACAAGGUCUUUGUGUAACACUUCACUGUGGCGAGGUACCUAAUUCAAAGGAGAUAAAAAACAUGCUUGACUUUCGUCCCCAAAGGGUUGGACAUGCUUGUUACUUUGAGGAUGAACACUGGAGACAGCUGAAGUCGUCUAAGAUUCCGGUUGAAAUUUGUUUGACAUCAAACGUUAGGACAAUGACUGUCCCAUCCAUAGAUGUUCACCAUUUUGUUGAUUUAUAUAAAGCAAAACAUCCUUUAGUCCUGUGUACUGAUGACUCGGGUGUGUUCUCUACCUCUCUCUCCGACGAAUACAAAUUUGCUGCUGAUGCAUUUGGGCUGGGAAGGAGGGAAAUGUUUGAGCUAUCAAGGAAUGCUGUUGAGUACAUAUUUGCAGACAGCAGAGUAAAGGAGGAUUUAAGAAAAGUUUUUAAUUCAGUGGCAAAGAAUAUGGAAGUGUAAGCACAAUUUCAUCUUAGAGAGUAUCUGCAUUUAGCAUGACUUAACCAGCCCAGGUAUUACAAUGAUGGACACAAGUUGUAGCAACGUUAGAUAUUAUUAGUAUUAGAGAUUAGCUAACAAUCCAGCUGGGGCAUGCCAUUAUCCGAGAUUAAAAUUGGUGAUCAACUCCUUCACAUGAAAAAAUGUGUAAAGUGAUAAAAAUAAGGGUGCAAGUGUAUGAGUAUUUUAAUUCAUGUCUGCAACAAAGUUAGCCUUUAUUUUCUCAUUAUA